Molecule: messenger RNA, 757 nt
Organism: Stegastes partitus (bicolor damselfish)
Lineage: Eukaryota; Metazoa; Chordata; Actinopteri; Pomacentridae
Product: CXXC-type zinc finger protein 1-like
Exons: 4
Coding region: 1-525 (174 amino acids)
Biological process (GO): positive regulation of DNA-templated transcription
Cellular component (GO): Set1C/COMPASS complex
Source: RefSeq, a predicted model, not a curated record
AUGCCAGUCUCCCUGCACGGUGCUGGGCUGUCAGCACAAGCCCCACCGGUGGACGUGGGGCCCUCAGACCACCUCAUGGAGUCUGGUUCUGACGAUAACGNUGUAACUGUCUGUCUGUCUGUCCUCAGAGCCACCCGUCUCUUCUGUGACGUCUACAACCCUCAGAGUAAAACCUACUGUAAGCGGCUGCAGGUUCUGUGUCCUGAACACUCCAGAGAUCCGAAGGUCCCAGCGGACGAGGUUUGCGGCUGUCCUCUGGUCAAAGACGUGUUCGAGCCAACCGGAGAAUUCUGCAGGGUCUCCAAGAGGAAGUGUAACAAGCAUUACUGCUGGGAAAAACUGAGGCGAGCGGAGGUCGACCUGGAGCGGGUCAGAGUGUGGUAUAAGCUGGACGAGCUGUUUGAACAGGAGAGGAACCUGAGGACGGCGAUGACCAACCGAGCCGGACUGUUGGCUCUGAUGCUGCACCAAACCAUCCAACACGACCCAAUCACCACCGAUCUGCGUUCUGCCAAGGAAAGAUAAGACAGGUGGAGACAGAUGUGGGUAGCUAGAGGACAUGUUUUGGGUCGUAUUCAUACGUAGAAUCUUUAGUCUCACGAAUUAAGCUCAGUGUUGAGGUGUGAACGUGUUCAUUCUUCUGACAGUAUUUUUAUUCAGCUUGAAAGUGAAUCUUCUGAUAAAACACUAAACCCAGAAAAAGAAAACCAGCUGCAGUGUUUACAGUGAACACCAACAGUGAGAACGUUUUCAAAAU